CCCUGCCUUAAGUGCCUGCUGGACCCUGGGAGCCUGGGCUGGGGCCUGCGCACUCCUUCCUCCUUGGCCCCUCAGGCCCUUGGAAGCAGAGAGAGAACCUCUUGCAGAUCCCAGGCUCAUCCCCGGUGCAGCAGACACCAAGAAGGUGGCCAGAGCCUCACUGAGUCCACCCGACGGCUGCCCACCCACCCAGGCAGGAGCCAUGGAUAAAUUCCGCUUGCUCUUCCAGCACUUCCAGUCAAGCUCGGAGUCGGUGAUGAAUGGCAUCUGCCUGCUGCUGGCUGCGGUCACCGUCAAGCUGUACUCCUCCUUUGACUUCAACUGUCCCUGCCUGGCGCGCUACAAUGUGCUCUACGGCCUGGGCCUGCUGCUCACGCCCCCGCUCGCCCUGUUUCUCUGUGGCCUCCUCGCCAACCGGCAGUCUGUGGUGAUGGUGGAGGAGUGGCGCCGGCCCGCAGGACACCGGAGGAAGGACCCAGGCAUCAUCAGGUACAUGUGCUCCUCUGUGCUGCAGAGGGCGCUGGCCGCCCCCCUGGUCUGGAUCCUGCUGGCCCUCCUUGACGGGAAGUGCUUCGUGUGUGCCUUCAGCAGCUCUGUGGACCCUGAGAAAUUUCUGGACUUUGCCAACAUGACCCCCAGCCAGGUACAGCUCUUCCUGGCCAAGGUUCCCUGCAAGGAGGAUGAGCUGGUCAGGGAUAGCCCUGCUCGGAAGGCAGUGUCUCGCUACCUGCGGUGCCUGUCACAGGCCAUCGGCUGGAGCGUCACCCUGCUGCUGAUCAUCGCGGCCUUCCUGGCCCGCUGCCUGAGGCCAUGCUUCGACCAGACAGUCUUCCUGCAGCGCAGAUACUGGAGCAACUACGUGGACCUGGAGCAGAAGCUCUUCGACGAGACCUGCUGUGAGCAUGCGCGGGACUUCGCGCACCGCUGCGUGCUGCACUUCUUCGCCAGCAUGCAGAGUGAGCUGCAGGCGCGGGGGCUGCGCCGGGACAAUGCAGGCGGGAGCCUCGAGCCCCCUGCAGUGCCUGAGCCCCCAGAAGACCUGGACAGUGGAAGUAGGAAGGCCCACCUGCGCGCAAUCUCCAGCCAGGAGCAGGUGGACCGCCUCCUAAGUACCUGGUACUCCAGCAAGCCGCCACUGGACCUCGCUGCAUCCCCCGGGCUCUGCGGGGGUGGCCUUAGCCACCGCGCCCCUACCUUGGCACUGGGCACGAGGCUGUCCCAACACACCGACGUGUAGAGUCCUGGCCAGGCUUGAAGUGGCAGUGUUCACAGGUGAAAUGCCGUGCUGACAAAGGUCUGGAGUCUUUCCAGGCCGUGGGGACCCCAGGCAGCACCCUAACUCUUGUUAGCCUCCUUUUUAAAGUAGCCCAAUCUCUGCCUAGUUUCUGGGUGUGGCCUCCAGUGUGCUUCACAAACUUUAAUGUGGACUCGGUUCACCGAAGGCCUUGUUAAAUACAGGUUCAGACGGUGUAGCCAGGACCGAGUCUGAGAUUCUGCAUUUUAAACAAGCUCCUGGAGGCUGAUGUGCUUUCGGUCAGUGAACCAAACUUUGAGUAGCAAGAAUCUAAAUAAAUCUGCCAUGGGUUCUGGGUUCCAGAUGUCAAUUCUAAAUAACAAUAAUGACCUUA
Nomascus leucogenys (northern white-cheeked gibbon) is the source of this 1628-nucleotide messenger RNA. It is a transcript of the gene CALHM3, whose product is annotated as calcium homeostasis modulator 3. The record is from RefSeq and is a predicted model, not a curated record. Gene Ontology annotation, molecular function: monoatomic cation channel activity. NCBI's taxonomy places the organism in Eukaryota, Metazoa, Chordata, Mammalia, Primates, Hylobatidae.